This is a messenger RNA of Saccostrea cuccullata (small rock oyster), 7527 nucleotides long. RefSeq lists its product as uncharacterized. The transcript is spliced from 3 exons. The coding region runs from base 3210 to 5240 and encodes 676 amino acids. NCBI's taxonomy places the organism in Eukaryota, Metazoa, Mollusca, Bivalvia, Ostreida, Ostreidae. The record is from RefSeq and is a predicted model, not a curated record.
UAAUGGUCCCCUCCCAGCUGAUGGAAAUUUUCCUAUGAUGGAAACUCCGAAUAAUACAGAUCUGGAUAUUGAUAUGGAGAUUGACAAUAUGGUAUUGGAAGAAAUAGUCCCAGAGGAUAUGACUGAUGUAAGGUUUCCUUUCUCCUUUUCUUGUAGUGUUAAGUCAUAAGAAAACAUUAUGAAUGAGACAAAUAAUGAGGUGUGAGUUGGGUUGGCCAAAGACAGCUCUUUUAUGUCCAAUGGUUAAACCCCUACUCAGAACUGAUUAUUUGUCUUGUCUCCCAACUAAAUAGCCCAUGGUACAUGUAGUUUUAUUAUCCUGAAAAAUCUUAACUCUGGAAAACUUUGAUGUCUAUACAAGACAAUUAAAUCCUCCUUAUAAUUUAUAAUUUGAAGGAAAAUGAUACAUAUUAAUUAAUCUCCACAUAGAAAAUAUUAUGUGAAUGUAAAGUGUUGUACUUUGUCGGUUUGCUAAUCUAUAAAUUAAUUAUGUUCCCUUAGAAGAAGGGAGGACAUAUUACUUUGCUGCUGUCUGUCGGUCAGUCUGUCAGUCCACCAAAAGUUUUCGGCUGUUCAUUUUAUUCGCAGAGGAUGUACAUACUGAAAUAAAAUUUUAUAAACAAAUUUAUCAAAAGAAUAUCUAGGUCUGGUCAUGUUCUGUUUAUAGUCUGAUCAAGUAAUUUUUGACAGACUUAUGCCCUUUGGACUUAUAAACAGAAGGGGGAGGCAUAAUUAAGUGUUUCACUAACAUCUGUUGUUAGCUCACUUGAGCUGAAAGCUCAAGUGAGCUUUUCUGAUCACCCAUUGUCGGUCGUCCGUCUGUCUAGCUGUCUGUUCAUACAUCUGUCUGUAAACUUCUCAAGUUUUCAACUUCUUCUCAAGAACCACUGAGCCAAUUUUCACCAAACAUGGUACAAGGCAUCCUUGGGUAAAGGGGAGUGUAAAGUAAAAAUGAAGGGGCAAGGCCUCUUACAAGGGGAGAUAAUCAAGAGAAGACAAAAAUAGGGCGUGGUCAUUGAAAAAUAUUUUCAAGAGCCACUGAGCCAGAAAAAACUGAAACUUGUGUGGAAGCAACCUGGAGUAGUGUAGAUUUAACAAUAACAUCAUCUAAAUUAUGACUCUUGGGUGUAGGGAGGGUGUCAAUGGGUAUUGCAAAGGGGAAAUCUGGUAAAGAAUAGCAUGUUAAACGUUACUCAGAUGAGUGAUGUGGCUCAUGGGCCUAUUGUUUUUAUUUUUUGAACAUUUCUCAUUCUUAAUUGUUUUUAUACCCUAGCUCUGAAGGAGAGGGGUAUACUGUUAUGCCUUAGUGUGUCUGUUUGUGUGUCAUAAAGUGGGAUUCAAUUAAGGAAUGCUUUUAUGUUUUGUGUGAGUUAUUGGUGUGUGAAUCACACAUACUUGUCACGUAGGCAUAUGUAAUGAAGAUUGUUGCAUUUUUACCAACAUUGUUGUAGCCUUAUUGUGACGUCACGUUAAUGCACAUUUCUCCUUGUAUAUUUCUACGCGUGAGUAUACACGAAAAUGGUUUUCACAAUUGGCUUACUAGACAAAAACAGCAAAUGUAAAUAUUUUUGUAUGAAUUCAAUCUGAUGUCAACUUCCUGUUUCUUGAUAUGGCUGUCCAUUCUGUUGCAGCUUUCUCAGCAACUAUUCAUUGCAGUUGAAUGAAAUUUUAGUAUAUUUUUGUUUAGGCUUGUCAUAUGGUGGGAUUCACAGAAAUUUUAUGUCAGCUUCUUUUUAAUCCAUGCGUCUGUCAGCAUCAAUAUUUUCACAUCAGAGUGGAGGCUGGUAUUACAUGUACUUUAGUGAGCAUUGGCUCACAGACUUCUUGUUAUGAAUGCAAAAUUACAACAGCUUUUGAUGUAUCAUUUAUGAUGAAAACUUAUAAUCUUAGGGCUUCAAUUUUAAUGACAUAAUUAAUGCACACUACAUGAUGGAUACGGAGGUUCAGCACCAGGAUAGGUAUCUUUCCAGAUUUGGACUCCAUCGUAUUCCAAUUGUUGGCGAUGGAAACUGUUUGUUUAGAGCUAUUAGUUUCUCUCUCUAUGGUCAUCAGGAUAGUCAUGCAUAUCUCAGAAAUUUGGCUAUUGAAACUUUAAGAGCUAAUAUUGAAGAGUUUUCAGAUUAUUUUUUAUCAGACAGAGGAACCCCUUUAGAGCAACUUCAACGAUUAGGUCAACUUGGAACUUAUGCAGGACAGGAAUGUAUAUAUGCAUUGGCAAAAGCUUUAAAUCUCAACAUUCUGGUUACGUUUGGUGGAGAUGAUUCCUCCUCUGAAGUCACAACCAUGGAAAAUACUUUCACUGCUGAUCCUACACAAAACCAGAUUCAUAUAAUAUGGAGUAGAUAUGGCGGAGGUCAUUAUGAAGCAGUUGCAGACAUGGAAGUUCAGGAUCAGGCUUCAGCUCCACCCAUGUAUCCUGUCACUGGCAAUCAGAACAAUCUCCACACAAAGCCAUGGACAAAAAGUACCCCUUUCUCCAAGCCAGCAGAUGUUACACUUUUAGGUAAAGAGAAAAAUAGUUUAAGAGGAAUGUAUUCUAUGCAAAAGUCUGCAGCUCCAGGUAAAGGUCAUAUAUCAGAGCUACAUAGCUAUACCAAGCCAGAACUGCCUGCGCAGCCAUUAGCAGAGAAAAAAUUUGUGUGUUCGGAAUGCAAAGUUUCAUUUUUCAAUUCUGUCACACUUAAAAAGCACAAGGCUAAACACCAUCAGAGAAAUCUGAAAAAGCCAGGUAAGGAUUUGUAUCCAUGUAUGGCAUCAACAUGCUUCUUGCAAUUUAGAACAAAAGAACAGUUAGUUGAGCAUGAAAUUCAGGCACAUGGGGCAAAUAUUCUAACAGAAAACCUAAUUUUUGAAACUAAGGAUGAUUUUAAUAAAUUUAAAGAACAGGAGGAAAUAUCAUUAAACACACGUUAUGUGUUAAGGAAUAAGGUGCAACAGAACAAAAAGAAGGAAAGAGUGUACUGUCUUGAAUGCCAUAGAAAUGGUUGUACAAGGUCACAUAAAAAAAAGGAUAUCAAGUUAAAUCUUCCAAGAAAAACAUAAAGGGAAAGUGCCAGUUGAACAGCAUUUGUCCAGCAAGGUUUUCUGUACGAGAAAGGGAAGAUGGAAAGGUCUAUGUAAGGUACAUAAAAUCCCAUACUCAUUCUUUGUCCUUUGAACACAGCAAAUUUUUGUCCAUUCCGGAAAGUAUAAAAUCAGAAAUUUUAGGUAUGUUGUCCCUUAAAAUACCAAUCAACAACAUAUUAGACAAAAUUCGGGAGAAAUUUUCUGGCAGGGAUAAUCGAGACAACCUGGAGGAUAUCAAAUAUUACAAUUUAAUUGAUCGGAAAACGAUCCACAACUUAAAAAGGAAAUUGGCAGAUCCAUCAAUUAUACAACAUAGCAAUGAUGCAAUUUCUACGUAUUUAAAAGUUGAAAUGCUCAAAAGAGAAAAAUUUAACCCGAUUUUAAUUUUCAAGCAGCAAGAUAUUGAUAAUAACCCAUCAGUAACACCAGGACUGAGAAAAGAGGACUUUAUGCUUGCUUUCAUGACAAAACAGCAGCUGGAAAUUUACCAAAAGUUUGCCAAUAGAAUAUUAUGCAUGGAUUCAACACAUAAAACAAAUAGCUAUUCCUUUAAAUUGAUAACACUUUUGGUUCCUGAUCAGUUUAGGAAAGGUUACCCAGUGGCAUUUUGCAUUUCUAAUAGGGAGGAUGAAACAGCCAUUGCUCUGUUUUUAAAUUCUGUGAAGUCAAGGUCACCUGAAACACAGGUCAAUAUCUUAAUGACAGAUGAUGACAAUGCAGGAUGGAAUGCUGCAAGGUCGACUUUUGGGGACGAAUUACAGCAUUAUUUGUGCACUUGGCAUAUUUAUAGGUCAUGGACACGCAAUGUUCAACACUACUUUAGAGAUGAUGAACACAAAAGUAUUGCUUUUAGUUUUCUAUGUGCUAUGUUGGAAGCUAAAUCUGAGAGCCAGUUUCUUCAAUACAAAUCUGCUUUUAUUGCCAAACUGCAAUCAUUAAAUCCAACUUUUUUGAAAUACAUGGAAGAUAAUUAUUUUUGCAGAGCAGAGAAAUGGGCAAAGUGUUUCAGGAAAGGUGAAUACUGUAAGGUUGAUACAAACAUGUUCAUUGAAAGUUUUCAUAACCAACUAAAAACUGUUUAUUUUGAGGGUAAAAGAAACAAAAGAAUUGAUGUCCUAUUGGAAACUUUGUUAAAGUUGGAGAAUAACUUAUUUAUCAAUUAUUUCAAGAGAGUUUCUUAUAAUCUGCCUUCCAAAGAGGAUUCAGAUACCCAAAAGAGGCAUGAAAGUAGUCUACAUAUUCACGACAGGGAAAUAAAGCAAAUUUCUGAAAGUUUCUUCAUUGUAGAAUCAGGAGAAAGGCAAUAUAUAGUUGAAAUUUGGAAUAGGUACUGUAAUUUAGAGCAUUGUUAUGUUAAAUGCAAGGAAAUGCCAUGCAUUGAUUUAUGUUAUCAUUUAUAUAAAUGCAACUGCCCUGACAAUGAAAAUGGCUUUUUAUGCAAACAUAUUCAUAAGGUACAUAGCAUGUGUACAAGCUACAGAAAUGGGGAUGAAUGUGGGGAAUCUAAUGAGACACUAUUUGUCAACCCACAGCAAGACUCUUCUCAGUCCCAAAAUGCCCCCGUUGAUCCAGAAACUCAAUAUAGGCAGAUAAAGAAACUUAUGCAGCAGAUAAAUAGUCAGCUGGAAAAUCCAAAGGUCAGAGAAAUGAGAUUUCAAACAAUACUUCAGACAUUUCAAGCAAUAGCUGCUGGUAAUGAUGCAUGUAUCAACCUUUCAGAAGACACAGGGAAGCUCAAGGAGACUGAGAAAAUUUCAGGCAAUGCCAAUAAUAUUAUACAGCCUAGAUUUCAUUCUACAGAAAAGAAAAAAGGAAGACCUAAAAAAGCUCCAUUGAGAAAACCAACUGAAGAAGAAAAGGAACGUUUGUUGAAUCAUCAAGACUUGCCACAGCCACCUUCAGAAGCACCUGUAAACACACCCUUACCAUCAGUUGCCCCUUACCCUCCUUUGAGAUUGGUGCGCCCUGCCCCUUCCACCUCUACACAGCUACCUACCACACCAGAACAACCAUUGUUUGAAGUGAAUGGUCAGAUGGGACUGCAGCCAUGGAUGAGAGUGCCACCAUCACUGAUGGGGAGGAGGAUCAAAGUCAAGACAAAGGAUGGAAAAACUCAAGUCUUGAUAUUCACAAAAGGAGUCGCGGAUACAGAUACAAAUAAUGAUGGUCACUAAGACUCGGAUAUAGAAACAUGAAAUGCAUUGUGAAAAAAUUUUUUUUGUUAAUUUAUUCUAAGGUUAUAUUGUUGGAAAAAAGCUUCUAGAAGAGGAAUUCUUGAUUUAUUUGAACAUCAAAAACAGUAGGAAAGACCAAGAUGUAUAUACAGUCUAGAAUAUUGGAGGCUUGUUAUCUGAUUAGCAUUUCCUGUAGUAUUUAAAUCUAUGUUGGAUAAUUCACUCAAGAACUUUGAAGAUGAUUCAUUUCUAUAGCAAUGAGGGUGAUUGAUCCUUUAAUAUUUUUUCUUAUCUUUUCAUGUGUACAAGGACGGAGCCACCCGGAAACAGACCUAUGUCACUUUGAGCAUAAUGUCAGUCCAGUAGCAGGUUGGCAAUGGCAGAUAGGCUUUUGUCUUAGCCAGUGCUCAAGUGUCAUUAGGUUUGAUUUCCAGCUGAGAAUGGGAGCCACUCACCAUAGGAAUAGAAAUCCACAGAGGACCAAAAAGGGACCUGUUUCACUUUGAGCAUAAAGUCAGUCCAGUAGUAGAUUGGCAAUGGUAGAUAGGCUUUUGCCUUAGGCCAAUGCUCAAGUGUUACUAGGUUUCCUGUUAAACUGACAGUGCCUAUGGAAAUUUAUCUCCAUCUCAGGAUCAAGUCCUUUGUUCAGGUGACAAGAAGGUCCUUUCAUAUUAUUGCCAAUGCAUAUCAAAUUUUCCACAUGAUAUCCUAACUUAAGUAGUUCAGAGAGAACUUAGCUCUAGUUUACAUGUUAUCAAGUUUUUAUUUGUUUUUAGUUCACAUUAAUUAGCCAAAAGUUGCAUUGAGCUUUUCUGAUUGAAAAGUGUCUAUUGUCGUCAGUUUAAGCUUUUCACAUUUUUUCCCUCUUCUCCAGAACAACUGGAAAAUAUCAACCAAACUUGGCAAAAACAAUCCUUGAGUAAAGGGGAUUAACUUUGUUCCUAAAGGGUGGCAUCUUGGGAACCAAGAAUCAAGAAAAAGAGAAAGGGUUGGUCUUAAGGUGUGAAUCCUAAUGAUUAUUUACCAGUGGUUGUAUAUACAUAUAUUAAAUGAUUGAGAAGGCUGCUCUUCUUUGCGUCAUAGGCAUUUAGAUAAGAUAAGCAGACAAACUAAGUAAAAAGUUUUACUGAAAUUCAUUUAUGAAAUUCAUAGCCUCAGGAUCAGGGUUACUCAGGUGAUUCUUGGAUCUUUUGUCUAAUUAGUAGUAUGGAUGCAAGGUUUAGGAUGGGGCUAAAAUUGGGUAUCAAAUGAAAUAAAAUCUUUUGAGAACAUUUUUUUCUCCAGAAUAGCAAGUUCAUUUUAGUAAUAUUUGAGUCAAAAUUUACCGGUGGUCAAAUUGGUAAUGAAAUAUACCCAUUAUAACUUGAUUCAAGUUGAGUUAAAUCAUAUAAGUCCUUGUCCGAGGUGAGAGUAUUGGUCCAUGGGCCUCCUUCUUGUUAAUGUUUGUUGUUGUUUUUAUUUUUUGUUGUUUUUUUUUUACACUUUUGGUGCAUGCAUACCAGUUCUUUAUUUGAAAGAAUUUUUUAUAAAAGAAUUUCAACUGUUUCCCAACUGAUGAAGCCCGGACAGUUGAAAGUUACUUGUACAUGUACAUGUAUCAAUUGAUAAACAAAUGACACAGAGGAUUUAAUAGCAAAUAGAUACAUUUUCAUAUGAAUUAUAUUCAAUAAAUAACUUAAAAACAUUCAAGAUUCUCUAAGUUUUUCUAUGUGUAGCCUCCUUGCUUAUUUCUGUUUUUCAUGCUAUUUAUCCUGCUUCUUAAAAUAUGAAUACAAAAAGAUGAAGAUAAAAUUACUAGAUUAAUUGUUCUUGUUAUCUGUCUAAAUAUUCUUUUGUAUAUAUGUAAAAAUUCAUGUGUUAUGACCAGAAAUACUAGUAGAUCAUUUUAAUACAAAACUUUGUUAAUGACCCAGAUGAAUUUAUUGUCCGUAAUUUAAGAAGAUUGCAUAUGAAUAUUAAAUAAUUUUAUGAUAUAUCAAAGGCAUACAUUGUUAUAAACAAAUGCAAGAUAAAUUGAAUACAUGUGCAUAAAUGUAUGAAUGUAUCAAAUUAUAUAUACUAUAAAAAAUUAAUUUACUUUCAGUUUAUAUUUCAACAAUUAUGAUGCUAAAUUUACAUUUAUGCAAUCAAAGGUGCAAUUGAUACAUUCAUACAUAUAGGGCAGAAACUCACUUGGCAGAAUAAGCAUAAUAUUUAAGAGUUUAAAUCCUUAUUUUUCAUUUUUCCUGAAAUUCAGCAUAUAAUGUUAUUAUGAUAAAGAUAUUUAUCUUUUUGAAAUAAAAAAAAU